AGGGGAGGAGUAUUUCAGUUGGCUUGUUCCCCCAUAAGCGUGUGUUGUGUUUGAGUUUACGGUAGAGGACUUGAUUAUAAAACAGAACAGAGAACUACUUUCUUUUAUAUCAGUAUUGGAUUUGUUUCCAGUUAAUAUUACAGUAGAAUAUCUUUCUUUGUCAAGGUAUAACAGACAUGUUAAGGUCGGUGUGUAGGGUAGGAGGGGUGUUCUUAAAGCAUUCCAAGUGGAACCCAUCUAUUGAAUGGAUGCCACUGACUCAGCAGAGGUGGUCCUCCGGCCUGCCUAUGAACACAGUUGUGCUGUUUGUACCCCAGCAAGAGGCUUGGGUGAUAGAGCGGAUGGGAAAGUAUCACAGGAUUCUGGAACCAGGAUUGAAUUUCCUUAUCCCGCUUUUAGAUCGUAUCAAAUAUGUGCAGAGUCUUAAGGAGAUUGUCAUCAAUGUUCCAGAGCAAUCUGCUGUUACACAUGACAAUGUCACCUUACAGAUAGAUGGAGUUCUCUAUCUUCGAAUAAUGGAUCCUUUCAAGGCUAGCUAUGGAGUUGAAGACCCUGAGUAUGCAGUAACCCAGUUAGCACAAACCACCAUGCGAUCAGAACUUGGGAAGCUUUCCUUGGAUAAAGUUUUUCGGGAAAGAGAGUCUCUAAAUGCCAAUAUUGUUGCAGCCAUUAACCAAGCAGCAGAUUUCUGGGGGAUCAGAUGCUUGCGAUAUGAAAUAAAAGAUAUUCAUGUACCACCAAAGGUCAAAGAUGCUAUGCAGAUGCAGGUGGAAGCAGAAAGGAAGAAAAGGGCUACGGUUCUGGAGUCUGAGGGGCACAGAGAAGCUGCAAUCAAUGUAGCAGAAGGCAAAAAACAAGCUCAGAUUUUGGCAUCCGAGGCUCUAAAGAUGGAGCAGAUUAAUCAAGCUGCUGGUGAGGCCAAUGCUGUAUUAGCCAAAGCAAAAGCAAAGGCUGAAGCUAUUAGAUUACUGUCUGAAGCUCUGACAAAACAGAAUGGCAAUGCUGCUGCGUCUUUGACUGUAGCUGAACAGUAUGUAGCUGCAUUCUCAAAAUUGGCAAAGGAGUCCAACACUAUUCUGCUGCCUGCAGGCACAGGAGAUGUUACCAGCAUGGUUGCUCAGGCUAUGGGCAUCUAUGGUAACCUCACAAACAAGAUACCUCAGAAGACAAAAGUAGAACAUACAGAAGAUAACACCAGCCCUGAAAUAGUGACUUUUGGCCAAGCAGAAACUGAAAGACCUGUGUCAAGUUGACAAAAUAGAAGCGAAAGUGCAUACAACCUUUGAAAAACAAAAAAAAUAAAAUGACUAAAUUGAUGAUUGCAGGAAACCAGUUUCUUGGUUGCCAGAUGUACACAUCUCCUUUUUUUACAUGAUAAUAAAGCACCAUGUGGAAAAAAUGAAAA
Molecule: messenger RNA, 1405 nt
Organism: Protopterus annectens (West African lungfish)
Lineage: Eukaryota; Metazoa; Chordata; Ceratodontiformes; Protopteridae
Gene: STOML2
Product: stomatin like 2
Exons: 10
Coding region: 177-1253 (358 amino acids)
Cellular component (GO): membrane
Source: RefSeq, a predicted model, not a curated record